Messenger RNA from Rhipicephalus sanguineus (brown dog tick), 464 nucleotides. RefSeq lists its product as uncharacterized. The annotation marks the transcript as partial. NCBI's taxonomy places the organism in Eukaryota, Metazoa, Arthropoda, Arachnida, Ixodida, Ixodidae. The record is from RefSeq and is a predicted model, not a curated record. The transcript is spliced from 2 exons.
UAGAACGAGAAGCACUGGCACUGUUUUUGGAGUUACUAAAUUCCGGGAUUAUCUCCUAGGUCGAGAGUUCGUCCUGGUUACCGACCACCAGCCACUUCUGGGACUGCUGAGACCCGACCGCCAGACGCCUGCAAUGGCCGCAGCUCGCAUCCAACGGUGGGCCCUCUACCUGGGAGGUUACCGUUACAAGCUUGAAUAUGCCCCAGGAAGGCAGCUACUGAAUGCGGAUGCUCUGAGCAGACUGCCGCUGCGGUGCCAAGAUGCCGCCACGGAACCUGAACCCGAAGAAAGGACCCCACAGAAAGCCGGACUAUCGCCAUCGGAAAUGCUGCUGGGGUACCAGAUACGGUCACGGCUGGACACGUGCUUCCCUGCGACGACUGCACCCAAUUCUAAAAAGGAAAGCGACGAUUUCUUACCACCAACGAACUGUGAUGUGCAUGUCUGCAACUAUGGGUCCAAUG